UUUUUCUCCCUCUUUAUAACUUCCCUUUCUUCUUCCCAAUUCUCUCUCUGUAAAUUUCUCUAGAUUUCUCCAUUCAUGGAUUCCACCGCCAUUAAUCGAUCAUGCUUUACCGAUGAAGACGACGACGAACCAGGAUUCUCCGGCAUUUCAAGGUCAAUCUACUACAAUAACACUCUAAACAGACGCAAUAACCUAUCAUCAAACUCAUCAUCUAGAUUCAACAGAUUCUAUAACGAAACAAAUCAGAUUCAUCCUCAUUUCCUAGACGCUUGUUUCCUCUGUCAAAAAUCUCUCCGCGGAAACAUCGAUAUCUACAUGUACAGAGGUGAUGUACCGUUCUGUAGCGAUGAUUGUAGACAAGAACAGAUCGAUUUAGAUGAAGCUAAAGAGAAGAAGAUCUGGAAUCCUUCUUCUUCUUCGUCGUCGAUGAAAUCGUUGAGGAAAGGACAGAGGAAAUCGACUUCACCGAAUAGAGAUCAAGGUGAUUAUCCUUUCUGCACUGGUGCUGUAGCUGCUUAAUAAUGAUAAUGAUGAUGAUGAUGGAAAUCUACUAUUGUUAGAUAAUUAGAAAUCAGUGUUGUUACUAUAACAAAUUGAAGAAUUGGAAAUUGGAAAUCUUCAAACAAGUAUACUUGUAAUAGAUUAUAUAUAUAAUGCAUAUUUGGCCAUGUAUAUUAGGUCUAUUAUGCUGUUUUGUAUGAUUUUGGAGUUUGAAUUUGAAUUUGUAUUUUU
Impatiens glandulifera is the source of this 732-nucleotide messenger RNA. RefSeq names its product FCS-Like Zinc finger 3-like. The record is from RefSeq and is a predicted model, not a curated record. Lineage: Eukaryota; Viridiplantae; Streptophyta; Magnoliopsida; Ericales; Balsaminaceae. Bases 76 to 519 code for a protein of 147 amino acids. The transcript is spliced from 2 exons.